GCAUGGACUAGCUUCGGUGCUGCAUAACUUUAACAUGUUUCCUCCUCCGCAGAGGCUGUCCAGCCUGCUGAGUUUUAUGGCAACCUUUGUUUUAUUUCAGAUUUCCAGCAUCUGAUUUUCGGUUUUGUCCGUUUUACAGCUGCUGACCUUUCUUGUCAUCCCCAAUCUCCCCGAACCCUGACUUUUCCGGGUCAUCGACCUGGAAUGUUAUCGGCCUCUCGCCUCCCCACAACCGCUGACAAAAUCCCCACAUGUUAUAUCUGCAGCAGCGGACCACUCUCCCCACCAAGAGGAACCAUUGAAUCAGGCGAGAGAACGGUCUUUGUUUGCACUUCCUGGUAUUCAAGGCGGAGUCUCCUCCCACCCACUGCCUUGACUAAACAGUUUGCCUUUUAUUCCCAAUCUCCUCGCCCCUGCGGAUCUUUAACAUAUAUUUGAGGGGCUAACAUUUGCAAAGAGCUCUUUCCUGCCCCGGUGGCUCGGCCCUGUGAGAUGCUGGAGGAAGAGGAAGAGUACGACUCCACUUGGGUGGAGAGCGAAGACGAGUCGGGGCCGCCAUCGCCGGCGAGGUUUCAGGAGCCCCAGGAGAAGGGUGGCUUGACACUGGAGACAGCGAUUUAUUUUCCGCAAUGGUUGUGGGCCCAAAUCCUCGCCAUUUUUUCAUAUCGGUCCCAGGACAAGCCACGUCGGCGAAGUAAGAGGGCAGCGAUGGACCUCCAGAGAUAUCGGCAUCAUUACCCCGAUCUGAAAGAUAAUGCAGAACACAGCAGCAACGUCAACUUUUUGUUCUACAUGAACAAAACAUGCUCCCAGCCCAAUGGUUGUAAAAUUGAGGAGAUGUUAACGAAGUGGAAGGGGAAAUAUGAACAUCUGGAGAGGAACCAUUCGUUUAUCCAGUGGCUGUUUCCAUUGCGAGAACCUGGAAUGAAUUGGUGGGCCAAAGAACUCACUGUUCAAGAAAUCAAGUUAUUUGAGCAAACAAGUGUGGCGAAGGAGAGGCUGGUCGAAGCAUACAAGAUGAUGCUGGAUUUCUACGGCAUUAUGCUGGUGAAUGAACAGACGGGACAAGUGCAACGAGCCCCUCACUGGAAACAGCGGUUCCACAACCUCAAUCAACACUCGCACAAUAAUCUACGCAUCACAAGGAUACUCAAGUGCCUUGGAGAGUUGGGCUUCGGGCACUAUCAGGCGCCCCUGGUCGAGUUCUUUCUUGUCGAGACCCUGAUUAACAAGGAGUUACCUCAGGUUAAGGACAGUGUACUGGAUUACUUUCUUUACACAAUUAGAGAUAAAUCGAAGAGAAGAGAGCUAAUAUUUUUUGCUCAGCAAUAUUACCAGCCUCUUUCUGAUUUUGUCUGGGGACCUCCCAAAGGAACUGAGGACAGAUUCCGCUACAUCCAAGAAAAAUUGAAGAACAAACUGGUUGAACACCAGAAUGAGGAAGGUACAGAUGAAGACACGUCAACCAAAACUGGCGACGCAUCAUCGGAGGCAGGCAGAGAGGAGGCUCUGAAAAAGGGAGAGAGUUGUCCAGAUUCAAAUGCAGAAAGUGGAAACUUUAUGAAGGACACUGACCAAAGAUCAGAAGAUCUUGUGAUGGCUCAAAGCCUUGAUGUAGACUCCAGUCAGGAGCAGUGCAGUGCUGAAGAAAAGGCAAGCUUCAAUGGAAAACCUCCAGUUUCUGAAAGCACUGCAAAGCAAACUGAAGAUCGGGAGGAAGAUAUCACUGAAGACAGUAAAACUAUUGCACUACCCAAGGACUGUGAAACUAGGCUCGGGCAGAAAAGCGAUAGUCAACAAAGAAAGAAAUCCAAAGGUGAUCCAUUGCUUUCAGAUGAACACAACCUGGUGACCAUGGACAAGAAUAAAACUACAAUGGAAGGCCACGGUAGAAAAAACGCAACAGGGCUGGAGGAUGAAUUUGAUGAUAAAAUUGUAGGUACUGAAGAUGACAGGUCUGACCCUGAAAGGAACCAAACAGGGAUCACGGCAACAGACUGGACGGAUGAGAGAGCUGUGCUGAGUUCGAGCAGCUCAGGAGAGGAAAGAGCCACAAAAGAAGAUGCAGAGAGGAAUACAGAAACAGUGGGCCAGAAUACAUACAGUGAAUCAGUGAGGAAUGAAACAGGCACUCAAUCUGACUUUGAAACUGACAUCCAGAGUCUGGCUAAAAAUGAAAGCAAUUGUGGGGAAGAGAUGGAGAUUCAAAAGGCAAACUCUACAGAUGAUUACCAGGAGGAGAAAGAUAUUGAAAUGGAAGUAAAUAAUAAUUAGAUGACCCAGAGGAAAAGAUCAUUAGAAAUGUCCUGGGAGAAAGGCAAAUAGAUUUUGGCUUUGUCAUGCUGUGAAGUUUUAGGGUAUCUCUUUAUGAGGAGCAGAAAAAUAGCAACAUCGAGCCAAUGGUAUAAAACUCCAGUGUUCAGGAUCGGAGUGUCAAUUUGUCUGUUAUCCCAUCAUCCUUUGAAUGCAAGAGGCUGAAUUUGGAAUUUACUGUCUUUGAUUUUCUUAACAACUUUGAUUGUAGUGCAAGUUGAAUAAUAAAUAUUUUAUACCACAUUCUAACUAGGUCUUC
Mobula hypostoma (lesser devil ray) is the source of this 2572-nucleotide messenger RNA. RefSeq names its product opioid growth factor receptor-like protein 1. The record is from RefSeq and is a predicted model, not a curated record. The coding region runs from base 493 to 2274 and encodes 593 amino acids. Lineage: Eukaryota; Metazoa; Chordata; Chondrichthyes; Myliobatiformes; Myliobatidae. The transcript is spliced from 8 exons. Gene Ontology annotation, molecular function: opioid growth factor receptor activity. Gene Ontology annotation, cellular component: membrane.